CGCUCGGGUAGCUAGCUAGCUACUGUUUGGGAGUAGCAGCAAAAUUUGCAGGGUUAUUCAUAAUGAGUUAUGCAGAAAAAACAGAGGAUAUAACAAGGGAAGAGUGGAUGGACAAACUCAAUAAUGUCCACAUUCAAAGAGCUGAUAUGAACAGACUUAUCAUGAACUACCUGGUCACAGAGGGGUUCAAGGAAGCAGCUGAGAAGUUCCGCAUGGAGUCUGGUAUAGAACCUAGUGUGGACUUGGAUUCUCUUGAUGAAAGGAUCAAAAUUAGAGAAAUGAUCCUGAAAGGUCAGAUCCAGGAAGCUAUUGCACUUAUUAACAGUCUCCACCCAGAACUGCUGGAUACCAAUCGUUACCUUUACUUUCAUCUACAGCAACAGCACCUGAUUGAGCUGAUUCGUUUGAGGGAGACUGAGGCUGCCCUUGAGUUUGCCCAGUCCCAGUUAGCGGAGCAGGGGGAGGAGAGCCGAGAAUGUUUGACUGAGAUGGAGAGGACACUGGCCCUGCUGGCAUUUGAUAACCCAGAGGACUCACCCUUCGGGGAUUUGCUGAACAUGAUGCAAAGACAGAAGGUGUGGAGUGAAGUGAAUCAGUCAGUGCUGGACUAUGAGAACAGAGAGUCAACACCCAAACUGGCCAAGCUCCUGAAGUUACUACUGUGGGCGCAGAAUGAACUUGAUCAAAAGAAAGUGAAGUACCCUAAAAUGACAGACCUCAGCAAGGGCACAAUUGAGGAACCAAAGUGAAAAUACUCAAGCAUUUGUAAAAACUGAAUAUGGUUCUUUAUCUAUUUAUACUGCAACAAACUGACUCAUACAGUACAACCUUUUCUUUUUUGUAAGGGUUGCUUUUUGCAAUACUUUGAUAACAUAGAAUGUGCAAACUGGAUUGUCUGCAUUUUGAAAUUACGUAUGCUGAAACGACUUAUAAAAACAUUGUUUUAGUAAAAUUGUGUAUAUGUUUAUGAUAAAAUUGUGUGAAUUUCCUCUUUUGCACAUUUCAGUUACACAAGCAUUUUUCUGUCUUUUUGGCAGGGAAAGUUGGCAUAGGAGGUUGUGAAUGAAGCCUAAAUUAGGUUUUCAGUUUCUGUAUGUGACCAUCUAGAAUCAGAUGAGUUUGGUGUGGAAGGAGAAUGAUUGGUUCAGUGUUCACUGCCUGAAAUAUUUUUUUUUCUCUGAUGAUUAAAAACUACAGCUAGUCAUAUAUACUUUGGAUGUUUCAAACUUUCCAAUUUACUGUGACUUUGUAAAUUUAAAUGCAAGCAAACUGCGUUAUUGCUUAAAACAUUAUCAAACUGUACAAAAAAAAUUUUUUUUAAAUGGAUGUAUUCAGGAUAUGGCUCGAGCUGAGCUUGCUGUUGGUAAAGGCCAGGGCUGAGGAAAGGUACCGGGGAUGCUUCAAAACUUUAAAGAACUGUGACUUUGUACGCUUAAAUGCAAACUGAAGGUUCAUGCUGUGUUAUAAUUUAAAACAUCACAAAAUUAUAUGAAAACAUGUGAAUGCAGGAAAACCCAUGCACAGAGAGGGGGUGGCGUGGAAAAUAUGGAUAGAUUACUUCGAUUUAUGGAACAUGUAUUUUCAUCGUUUGAUGUGCUUUGUUUGCCAAUAUCAUUUUUGCAUUAAAGAACUUUUAAAAAG
Molecule: messenger RNA, 1641 nt
Organism: Lampris incognitus (smalleye Pacific opah)
Lineage: Eukaryota; Metazoa; Chordata; Actinopteri; Lampriformes; Lampridae
Product: glucose-induced degradation protein 8-B homolog
Exons: 5
Coding region: 63-749 (228 amino acids)
Biological process (GO): proteasome-mediated ubiquitin-dependent protein catabolic process; positive regulation of canonical Wnt signaling pathway
Cellular component (GO): nucleus; cytoplasm
Molecular function (GO): protein binding
Source: RefSeq, a predicted model, not a curated record